This is a messenger RNA of Lineus longissimus, 3408 nucleotides long. RefSeq names its product traB domain-containing protein-like. The transcript is spliced from 10 exons. The record is from RefSeq and is a predicted model, not a curated record. Bases 28 to 1239 code for a protein of 403 amino acids. NCBI's taxonomy places the organism in Eukaryota, Metazoa, Nemertea, Pilidiophora, Heteronemertea, Lineidae.
ACGAGCCAGAAGGUCAAGGCCAAAAGCAUGGAGUUGAACGUUGAGCAAGAAGAUACCUGUACCCUUACAGAAGUCCCCCUGGAGUCUGCACCACCUGGACUUGGUGGCGAUGCUCAGCCAAAUAAAGAAUCUCCAGACAAAUCCAGCCAAAAACAGAGUGACAGUCCUGUCCUUGAUGUCGAUGCCAAUGUCAAAGAUGCAGAUGCAGACAGUUUAUUCUCCGAUGAUGAAAAUGAAGGCAAUGGUAGCAGUGGCGAAGAAUCGGACAUUGAGGACAACGACAAUGACCUCUAUCCAAGCCAGCGCAUUCGUCGAUCGUCCAAUCCAGAUGUGCCAGACACGACGGUCGUCCUAGACACUGAGGAGGGAGGAAAAGUGUACGUGGUGGGCACGGCGCAUUUCAGCGAGGAGAGCCAGAAUGAUGUUGUCAAGCUCAUCCAAGAAACUCAACCGGAUGCUGUGAUGGUGGAAUUAUGUCGGAGUCGUGUGAACGUGUUGGAGCUGGAUGAACAGACGUUGCUGGAGGAGGCUAAGAACAUCAAUAUGGAUAAAGUUAAGGCAGCUAUCAAACAGGCAAGCUUUGUUAGAGGAAUAAUGCAUUUACUUCUACUGAACAUGUCGGCUCACAUCACGAAACAGCUCGGAAUGGCCCCUGGUGGGGAGUUUAGAACUGCAGUAAAGGAGGCGCAGAAGAUUCCUGGUUGUCGAAUACAUCUUGGAGACCGACCGAUCCAGAUCACGUUACGGCGUGCGUUUGCUGCUCUCUCCUUUUGGCAGAAGUUGAAAUUAGCAUGGCAUAUGAUCACAAAUAAAGACCCAAUUAGCAAAGAAGAAGUUGAGAAGUGUAAACAAAAGGAUCUGUUAGAGGAAAUGUUAAAAGAGAUGACAGGAGAAUUCCCGGCAUUGAGUAGCGUGUUUGUAGCUGAACGUGAUAUAUUCCUAGCUCAUUCCUUACAUGUCGCAGUCCAGUCUAUACCGCGCAUGGAGACAGAAAAUGGUUUGAUAAUACCGCCUGUGAUUGUGGGUGUCGUCGGUAUAGGUCACGUUGCUGGGAUAGUCGCCAGUUGGAAUAACAUUACAUCCGACGCCAUUACAGAACUCAUGAAUGACCAGCCAGUUUUCGAUCACCAGAAACUUCAACAUUCUCUAAACUAUUCAAGUGGACGUUCAGGGCCGCAUUGGUCGGAUUAUUAUCCUGGGGCGCUUAUCGAGUCUGCCGCGGAACCUAUUCAAUGCUGACCUAGGGGAGGACCAUGGAAUCGGGGCUCGGUUGUUCAAAACAAGUUUUGUCAUUAACGCUGGUGUUAAAUUAACUUGGUGCUAAGUCUGAGGGCUGAACCAAAGGAGAUAACUCCAAGUCAAGUUAACACCAGCGUUUAGGACAAUUUGUUUUGAACAACCGGGCCCUGGAGUAACAUUUGUGAACAGCAAUAUCCAACAGGACUAGACGCGGCUGAGUCAAGGCACAGAGGCAAAGGACCGCUAUGUCAUCCCAGUGUCACGUUAAGUCUGGUGCCGUCAACAUAUUUUUCCUGUUGUAGGCCUGGUUCACGUAAUGUCUAGCCCUUGAAAGACCAUCUCACGAUGAAUGGAUGCCUCACAUAAAGAGGGCCACACUGUAUUUCUAGUAUAUUCUAUAGUAAUCUGUUGAUAGGCUCUUGAUGAGCUGUUGAAAUGGUGCUCCAUGAUACGUGUGCCGUUAACACAAUAAUCGUUUUUAAAGUAGAAGCAUUCUGGUCCUUGUGUGGGAUUAUAGGUGGCGACAGUGUUCUCACAGGGUACUGUAUUCCUGGAAAUAUUCAUGACCAUUUUAGGUCACGGUUUUGGGAAAUUGUCAGGAAAAUGCAUCUUCGGCAUUCUUUUAUUUCGAUAUUUUGACAACCCUGUACUACUACAGUGUCUGGUAAUAUGACUUAGAUUCUCCUUUUUGCUGCAUCAGAUUUUCACCAAUUUGGCUGGUGGCUUAAAAUUAAAAGUUAGCGCUUGCAACAAUUCUGUGUUUGCGGUAUCCUGUCAGUGCUGCCAUCUAGCAUCAAGCAUCAUGUGAUGAAUUGAUUUUGGGAACUGGGUUAUUCAGAUAAAUGUUGCUUAUUUUGUUGCUAUUUGUAUAAAUCAAGAGAAAAAAAUCAAAUGGGGGAGAUUUUGUUAUGAGUUAAAGGGACUAUUAUAUCCUUUAGGAGAGACUUUAGUUCCUCUAAUAAAGAAGGUUUUCUUUUCAUUGAGAUUAUGUUAAGGGACUGAGUCCUUUUUGGUUGAGGUUUUCUAUGUUUUUAUUAGAGUUUGUGUGUAUUAUUGUGAUGCAUUUGCAGUAUGGUUACUGUCGAGCCCCGAAUAAUGUCACACCAGUUCAUAGAUAUCAACAUUGGCCCAUAAUGACUUGAACUGAUCAAUUUGAAAUAAUACAUAAGUACCAUUUAAUGCCAUUUAAGUCACCAAAGACUGUAAAGAUAGAGAUGAAUGUUGGUGACCUCAUAGGAAUAAUAACCAUUUGCCGGCAAUGUCCUUACAAAUGAAUCGACGAGGUAUUUAAAAGUCAGGUUGGACACCGUUAUUACUAACCACACACUGGUUGAAUGUUGGAAUUUCUUAAAUAUGGGGCAGAAUUCCUUUCACUCACAAAUUUUAAAGAUUUUGUCGACAGAAGGGGAACUUCCCCUGUCCACCUCCCGUGGUGGUCACUUCCAUAGAAGGGGUACAUGUAUGUCUAAGGCAAUUUUGAAAGCAGCUUUUUCAGGCAAACGCCAGCUUGGAGCAGCUUCAAUCACAGCUCUUUCUGUUGGGUGAUAAAUUGGAUUUUGAGGCAUUAAUGGGUGUACUGUUAUAUGAUAUUGACAAAAAUCUAUAUAUAAACAAGAAUCAACAUAUUUUGUGGCCAAAACUGGCACACGGAUGUGUAUUUUUUGCGAUUGCUUCUUGAUUGCUCGGGGUCACAAUGUCUGAUUAGAUAGCAUUCUUUACUUUCAUAUUGGUAUGAUAUUGACAAGAAUCUAUAUAUAAACAAGAAUCAACAUAUUUUGUGGCCAAAACUGGCACACGGAUGUGUAUUUUUUGCGAUUGCUUCUCGAUUGCUCGGGGUCACAAUGUCUGAUUAGAUAGCAUUCUUUACUUUCAUAUUGGUGUGUAAACAGGCGAAGAUCACAACUUAAUUCUAUAGGUUGGUUGAAAAAAAGGUGUCAUCUGAAUGCGUUUAUAUAAUCAUAGAUGCUUUGCUAUGAGGGUAGGAUGCUGUUCCAGUUAGGCUUUUCUCCUUGCAUCAUUACCCUUGUCGAUUUGAGCCGUUUGUUUUGCAGAAGUUAUCCCAUUAUUUAUUUAUGUACAGACUUAUUAUUGCACUGGGUGCCUUCAAAUGUAAAGGGUGGGUACAGGUUUUGUUGAUCUAUUCAAAUAAAUUUAUUCAGAUUUUAAGAA